Molecule: messenger RNA, 1310 nt
Organism: Danaus plexippus (monarch butterfly)
Lineage: Eukaryota; Metazoa; Arthropoda; Insecta; Lepidoptera; Nymphalidae
Product: ethanolaminephosphotransferase 1-like
Exons: 9
Coding region: 102-1268 (388 amino acids)
Biological process (GO): phosphatidylethanolamine biosynthetic process
Cellular component (GO): endoplasmic reticulum membrane; Golgi apparatus
Molecular function (GO): ethanolaminephosphotransferase activity
Source: RefSeq, a predicted model, not a curated record
UAUGUUUGUUCAAUGGACCAGUGCUGUAACUAACAGACAGAUAAACUGACGUACUAUACAUUAAUAGUAUAUAAUAUUAAAGUUAUAUGCAAUAAAUAAUUAUGUUUGGUUAUAAAUACUUAACGUCGAAACAUUUGAAAGGAUUUGACAAAUACAAGUACAGCGCCAUAGACACCAGUCCCCUUAGCAGAUAUGUGAUGCAUCCAUCCUGGAACUUCAUGGUGAAGUUCAUCCCGAAAUCGAUAGCGCCGAACCUUCUGACCUUCUCCGGUUUCCUCUGUAUGUUGUUGUGUGUUUUAAUGCUGCUGGUCUACGACUACGACUGCACGGCAUCUGGAAGACCUGGAGAUGGAAGAAAGGAUGAAUACAGCAUACCGAAUACAGUAUUCGUUCUGUGCGGAAUACUAGUGUUCUUGGCGUACAAUCUAGAUGGUUUGGACGGGAAGCAGGCUCGUCGUAUCGGAGUCUCUGGACCUCUGGGUGAGUUGUUCGACCACGGUCUGGACUCCUACAUCGUGUUCCUCAUACCCUACUGCCUAUUUUCAGUCUUCGGAAGAGAUCAGUUCUCCAUAACCGUCUUCAGAGGCUACCUCAUCAUAUUAAGCAUAGUUCUUAAUUUCUACGUGAGUCACUGGGAGAAGUACAACACAGGAACGUUGUACCUUCCAUGGGGUUACGACCUUAGUAUGUGGGUAUCGACGAUCCUGUUCCUACAAGCUGGCGCCCAAGGUCCGGUAAUCUUUAAAACCUUCGUCUUCAAUGACGUGACAUUCGUCCAAGCCCUGGAGGUCGCUAUACACGCCACUGGCUUAUUCACGACCCUGCCGGUUGCCGUUUAUAAUGUUAUCUUAUCACACAGGAACAGGACAGGUAAGAUGUUGUCUCUGAGGGAGGCUCUCCGUCCGCUGUAUCCCAUGACGGUACUGACGAUCACCUCCACACUCUGGGCUCUGAAGACAGAUGCCCUGGAACAAGACCCCAGAGCCUUCCUCCUGGCUUUUGGGACAAUAUUCAGUAACAUAGCGAGCCGUCUCAUCGUGUCGGAGAUGAGCGGUCAGCGAUGCGACGGUGUCAGUCUGCUGAACAUUCCUCUAGUGGCGGUGGUGGUGGUGUCUUCGUAUCUCCCACACUUGACGCUACCACUGCUAUAUCUGUUGUUGUUCGUCGUUACCACCGCUCAUGUCCAUUACGGUGUCUGUGUGGUCCGUCAGAUGUGCGAUCACUUUAAAGUUAAUUGUUUCGCUGUGCCGAGAGAUAAAAUUAAAUGAUUUUUUUUUCUAUAAAUAUAUAAUAUAUUUUAUAGUUAUUUA